This is a messenger RNA of Sorex fumeus (smoky shrew), 4025 nucleotides long. It is a transcript of the gene TRPM4, whose product is annotated as transient receptor potential cation channel subfamily M member 4. Bases 93 to 3719 code for a protein of 1208 amino acids. Gene Ontology annotation, cellular component: membrane. Gene Ontology annotation, molecular function: calcium-activated cation channel activity; ligand-gated calcium channel activity. Gene Ontology annotation, biological process: calcium ion transmembrane transport. The record is from RefSeq and is a predicted model, not a curated record. The transcript is spliced from 25 exons. NCBI's taxonomy places the organism in Eukaryota, Metazoa, Chordata, Mammalia, Eulipotyphla, Soricidae.
CCCAGACUGGGCUGGAAGUGGCGGAUCCGGUUUGUCCCUGGCGGCCGUGAACCGGGUGCUGGAGGGAAUCGGGGUGCGGAGGCCGCGCCAGCAUGGUGGGCGCGGAGAAGGAGCAGAGCUGGAUCCCCAAGAUCUUCAAGAAGAAGACAUGCACGACAUUCAUCGUGGACCCCAGCGAUUCGCGAGGGACCUUGUGCCAGUGUGGAUGCCCCCGGGGUGACCACCUGGCCGUGGCAGUGGAGGAUGCGUUCGGAGCAGCCGUGGUGACCGUGUGGGACAGCGCCGUGCACACCACCGAGAAGCCCACCGAUGCCUACGGGGAGGUGGACUUCAUGGGCGCCAGCCGCAAGCCCAGCAAUUUCCUCCGGCUCUCUGACCGCACGGAUCCAGCCACAGUUUACAAUCUGGUGACGCGCUCAUGGGGCUUCCGGGCCCCAAACCUGGUGGUUUCCGUGCUGGGGGGGUCAGGGGGCCCCACGCUCCAGACCUGGCUUCAGGACCUGCUGCGUCGCGGGCUGGUGCGGGCCGCCCAGAGCACAGGGGCCUGGGUCGUCACCGGGGGUCUGCACACCGGCAUCGGCCGCCAUGUGGGCGUGGCCGUGCGGGACCACCAGAUGGCCAGCACUGGGGGCGCCAAGGUCGUGGCCAUGGGAGUGGCCCCUUGGGGAGUGGUUCGGAACAGAGACACCCUUAUCAACACCAAGGGUUCCUUCCCUGCGAGGUACCGGUGGCGUGGGGACCCCGAGGAUGGGCAGCAGUUCCACCUGGACUACAACUACUCGGCCUUCCUCCUGGUGGAUGACGGCACCCAUGGCCACAUGGGGGGCGAGACCGGCUUCCGACUGAGUUUUGAGUCCUUCGUGGCACAGCAGAGGACAGGGGUUCGGGGGACUGGAAUUGACAUCCCUGUCCUCCUGCUCCUGAUCGAUGGCGAUGAGAAGAUGCUGAAGCGAGUAGAGGACGCCACCCAGGCCCAGCUCCCCUGCCUCCUGGUGGCCGGAUCUGGGGGCGCUGCUGACUGCCUGGCUGAGAUCCUGGAAGACACCCUGGCUCCGGGAGGCGGAGGUGGCAGACACAGCGAUGUCCGUGAUCGGAUUAAACGUUUUUUCCCCAAAGGGGACCCUGAAGUCCUUCUGGCUCAGGUGGAAAGGAUCAUGACCCGGAAGGAGCUGCUGACCGUCUAUUCGUCUGAGGAUGGCCCUGAAGAAUUUGAGACCAUUGUCUUAAAGGCCCUUGUGAAGGCUUGCGGUACCUCUGAGGCUACAGCUUACCUGGAUGAGCUGCGUCUGGCUGUGGCCUGGAAUCGCGUGGACAUUGCUCAGAGUGAACUCUUUCGGGGUGACAUCCAGUGGCGGUCCUUCCAUCUGGAGGCCUCCCUCAUGGACGCCCUGCUCAACGACCGACCGGACUUCGUGCGCUUGCUCAUCUCGCAUGGACUCAGCCUAGGCCAUUUCCUGACCAAAGCGCGCCUGGCCCAGCUCUACAGUGCGGCGCCCCCUAACUCACUCAUCCGCAGUCUCCUGGACCAGGUGUCCCACAGCGCGGGCAACAAAACCCAAGUUGUUAAACCGUCAGUGGAGCCUCAACCCCCAGACGUGGGGCAGUUGCUGCGGCUGCUGCUGGGGGAGACUUGUGCGCCCAAAUACCGCGUGGCUGACGCCGCGGAUCCCCACCUGGACCACGGCUGCAGGGAGAGUACCUGCCUGCUGCUCUCCAACACUGCUCCGCUGGAACUCGGGUUGGACGCUGUGCUCGGGCAGGCACCCUGGAGUGACCUGCUCCUCUGGGCUCUGCUACUGAACAGGGCUCAGAUGGCCGUGUACUUCUGGGAGAUGGGCUCUAAUGCCGUGGCCUCAGCUCUCGGGGCCUGCUUGCUGCUGCGAGUACUGGCGCGCCUGGAGGCCGAGGCUGAGGAGGCAGCGCGCAGGAAGGACCUGGCAGUCAAGUUUGAAGGGCUGGGUGUGGAUCUCUUCGGUGAGUGCUAUCGUAGCAGUGAGGCCCGGGCCGCCCGCCUCCUUCUGCGCCGCUGCCCACUCUGGGGCAACGCCACUUGCCUCCAGCUGGCCAUGCAGGCUGACUCCCGGGCCUUCUUUGCCCAGGAUGGGGUCCAGUCUCUGCUGACACAGAAGUGGUGGGGGGAGAUGGACAGCAGCACCCCCAUCUGGGCCCUGGUUCUCGCCUUCUUUUGUCCCCCACUCAUCUACACCAACCUCAUCACCUUCAGGAAGUCAGAAGAGGAGUCCACACAGAAGGACCUGGAGUUUGACGUGGACAAGGGCAUCAACGGGGAAGGGCCUGUGGGGCCGCCUGACGCCCCAGAGAAGACGACUUUGGGGGUGUUACAGCCAUCCAGACGCAGAGGCUACUCCCCACGCCUGCGCUGCUGGUCCCAGUUCUGGGGGGCCCCCGUGACGGCCUUCAUGGGCAACGUGGUCAGCUACCUCCUCUUCCUGCUGCUCUUCGCCCGGGUGCUGCUCAUAGACUUUGGGCCUGAGCCCCCAGGGGCCCUGGAGCUGCUGCUCUACUUCUGGGCCUUCACACUGCUCUGUGAGGAGUUCCGCCAGGGGCUGGGGGGUGGCUGGGGCAACCUGGCCUCCCGUGGGCCGGGCCACAGUCCCGGCCGGGCCCCACUACGCCACCGCCUACAUCUCUACCUCAGUGACACGUGGAACCAGUGUGACUUGGUGGCCCUCACCUGCUUCCUCCUGGGCGUAGGCUGCCGGCUAACCCCGGGUCUGUAUGACCUGGGUCGUACUGUCCUCUGCCUGGACUUCAUGGUCUUCACACUGCGACUGCUGCACAUCUUUACAGUCAACAAGCAACUGGGACCCAAGAUCGUCAUUGUGAACAAGAUGAUGAAGGAUGUCUUCUUCUUCCUCUUCUUCCUGGGCGUGUGGCUAGUUGCUUACGGGGUAGCCACGGAGGGGCUCCUUCGGCCUCGGGACCGUGAUCUCCCCAGCAUCCUGCGCCGCGUCUUCUAUCGACCGUACCUACAAAUCUUUGGGCAGAUCCCCCAGGAGGAGAUGGACGCGGCCUUAAUGGACCAUGUCAACUGCUCCUCAGACCCAGGAUUUUGGGCACUCCCAAAGGGGGUCCAGGCAGGCUCCUGUGUCUCCUCUUAUGCCAACUGGCUAGUAGUGCUCCUCCUCAUCGUCUUCCUGCUCGUGGCCAACAUCCUGCUGCUCAAUUUACUCAUUGCCAUGUUCAGCCACACCUUCGGCAAGGUACAGGGAAACAGCGAUCUCUACUGGAAGACGCAGCGCUACAGCCUCAUCCGGGAAUUUCACUCUCGGCCCGCACUGGCCCCGCCCCUCAUCGUCAUCUCCCAUGUGCGCCUUCUCUUCCGACGCUUGUGCAGGCGGCGGACCAACAUGCCUUCCUCCCCCGACUUCCACCAUUUCCGGGUCCUCCUUACCAAGGAAGCUGAGCGGAGGCUGUUAACUUGGGAGUCGGUGCAGAAGGAGAAUUUCCUGCUGGCCCGGGCGCGGGACAAGCGGGAAAGCGACUCUGAGCGUCUGAAGCGCACGUCGCAGAAGGUAGACACAGCGUUGAAACAUUUGAAACAAAUUCGCGAGUAUGAGCAGCGUCUGAAAGGGCUCGAACAAGAGGUCCAGCACUGUAGCCGUGUCUUGGGCUGGGUGGCUGAGGCCCUGAGCCGCUCCGCGUUGCUGCCCCCAGGGGGGCCGCCUCCCCCUUCCCCUCCGAAGCACAGAGACUGAGCCCUGCUGAUGGACUUCAGGAGUUGUCUCCAUCUAAUGUGGUUUGACUCCCAGACCAAGCCCAGCCAGUUCUCCACCCCUGCACUGUGCAGCCUCAUCCUGGAGGUGGGCUCUGUGCCCCUGUGCUUGUGCGAGAGGAAGCUCCCCCAAACCAGCCUCGCGGGGAGCAGCAGCCACUGGAGCCCACACAUGGCAGCUCUGAAGGCCUUGCAACAGCCCGCUGGGCGGGAUAAGGGGUCUGGGGUGCAGGAACCACAGACCCACUCACAGCUCCCCAUACUGGGGAAAUAAAGUCAUUUGAGAGGA